Arabidopsis thaliana (thale cress) is the source of this 329-nucleotide messenger RNA. RefSeq names its product SCR-like 18 (gene SCRL18). Gene Ontology annotation, biological process: signal transduction. The coding region runs from base 36 to 329 and encodes 97 amino acids. The record is from RefSeq and is marked reviewed. Gene Ontology annotation, cellular component: extracellular region. The transcript is spliced from 2 exons. NCBI's taxonomy places the organism in Eukaryota, Viridiplantae, Streptophyta, Magnoliopsida, Brassicales, Brassicaceae.
GUAAGAUACCUAAUUUUUUAUUAAAGUUUGGAACAAUGAGAUAUACUACUUCAUUUAUAGUUUUCUGUUUUUACAUAUUCCUCUUUACAAACCUUGUUCAAGGAGGAUUGGUAAGAAUAUGUAACCAUAGAAUCGAGGGUUAUGGAACAUGUGGGCCUAACGGACGUAAGAUAUGUUUAGACGCAUUUUGGAAAAAUCAACCAUCUCCCGGAUUAUCAAAGAACUUGGAGGGUUGUCAAUGUGAAGACCGUCGUAAGAGGCCACAAUUCAAGGGGCUAUCUCAUUCGUGUAGUUGUUGUUGGAGUUAUCAAGGUAAUUCAGAUGAAUGA